UUGCGGUGUCCUAUUGUUGUCAUCAUGGGACACGUAGACACCGGGAAAACGAAGUUACUGGAUAAGAUCCGCAAGACCAAUGUACAGGAAGGUGAGGCGGGAGGGAUUACACAGCAAAUUGGCGCAACUUACUUCGAAAAGAAAACUCUUGAACAACAAGUAUCAAAACUGAAUGCUACGGAAAAUGUAGAGCUCAAAGUGCCUGGUAUGCUAGUGAUUGAUACGCCCGGUCAUGAGUCCUUUACAAACCUUCGUUCCCGCGGUUCUUCCCUUUGUGACGUCGCUAUUCUUGUUGUCGAUCUAAUGCACGGUUUAGAGCAGCAGACGAUUGAGAGUCUGACUAUGCUUCGAAAGAGAGGCGUUCCUUUUGUGGUUGCCUUGAACAAAGUCGAUCGGUGUUACGGCUGGAAAACUAUGAAGGACUCACCGAUCCGCGAUGCAUUGAAACUUCAGGACGACAGCACAAUGUCCGAAUUCCGAAGCCGUGCCACGGACGCUAAGGUUCAGCUUCAAGAACAGGGUGUCAACUCGAAUCUAUAUUGGGAAAUGGGUGACGAUGAUUGGACCAAUUCGGAUUUUAUUCCACUUGUUCCCACCUCAGCGGUAACGGGAGAAGGUAUUCAAGACGUUCUCUUGUUGCUUUGCCAGAUGGCUCAGCGCAAGAUAACUGAUCAGAUCAUGUGGCAUGCAAACUUGCAAUGUACGGUGUUGGAGGUCAAAGCUAUUGACGGCCUUGGGAUGACUGUUGAUGUCCUUGUUGUGAACGGAUUUUUGCGCGAAGGUGAUCGUGCCGUUUUCUGUACACUGGACGGCCCUAUUGUGACUGAGAUCCGCGGUCUUUUGACACCACCGCCUAGUCGCGAAAUGCGUAUCAAAUCGGAAUACAUCCAUCACAAGGAGGUUAAGGGAGCGCUUGGGGUGAAACUCAUUGGCAACAAUCUUGAGAAAGUAAUGGCCGGUACACCGGUAAUGGUUGUUGGACCCGGUGAUGAAGAGGAGGACAUCAAAGCCGAGGUUAUGUCCGACCUUACAAAGCUGGAAGACAAGCUGAGUACGGACAAGGUUGGGGUGCUUGUACAGGCCUCAACAUUGGGAGCACUCGAAGCUCUUUUGCAAUUCCUUCGUGAAGAAACAAAGCCCCCUAUUCCUGUCAGUGCUAUUGGAAUUGGCAGGAUUCACAAGCGUGAUGUGACAAAAAUUUCAAUCAUGAACGAAAAGGGUCACCCCGAAUUUGCCACUAUUUUGGCGUUUGAUGUCGAUAUUGAGCGCGAGGCCCGCGAGCAUGCCGAAGAUAUGGGAGUUCGCAUCAUGACAGCUGAUAUCAUCUAUCACUUAUUCGAUCAAUUCACCCGAUUUAUGGAUGAACUCAACCAAAGGAAACGGGAAGAGGCCACUGCUGUCGCUGUUUUCCCAAGUAUAAUUCGUGUUUUACCCCAGCAUGUUUUCAAUCAAAAAGAUCCCAUCAUUGUCGGUGUGGAAAUUGUCGAAGGAAUUUUGAAGGUUGGUACGCCGCUUUGUGUCCCAGCGCUGGGAGGCUUACAUAUCGGAAAGGUAACAUCGAUUGAGAUGAACGGACGCGAACAAGAGACAGCACGGAAAGGUCUAUCGGUUGCCAUCAAGAUCGUGAACGAAAGUAAUCCAACGAUCACGUAUGGGCGUCAGUUCGACUCCUCGCACAGCCUAUACUCAUCUUUAACUCGAGCUUCUAUCGAUGCACUCAAGGCCCACUUCAAGGAGCAGCUUGAAAACGAAGAUUGGCGGUUGGUCGUGAAGCUGAAGAAGGUAUUCAACAUUAUAUGA
Molecule: messenger RNA, 1800 nt
Organism: Phaeodactylum tricornutum CCAP 1055/1
Lineage: Eukaryota; Bacillariophyta; Bacillariophyceae; Surirellales; Neidiaceae
Exons: 1
Molecular function (GO): GTPase activity; translation initiation factor activity; GTP binding
Source: RefSeq, a predicted model, not a curated record